AUGGCCUCUGCAGAAGUCGACACUAUGACCAUUGGCAAUGAGGUGACUCCUCCCGCCUCUCCAACAGAAAACGUCCACGAUGUCAGCCAGUACUUUGCUACCAACAGCAAGACUUUGUCAAAAAAGCGUGCCGCCGCCGAAGGCGCUAGUGGAAACAUCGAACAAACCCCCAAAAAGCGCAAUACGCGCAAGAAGGACGAUCAAGAGACUGACAAUGAGUCUAAUGACACCGUCGAGCCAAAGACUCCAAGCCCCAAGAAGGGCGGUAGUGUCUCAAAGAAAGGCAAGGUCAAGGAAGAGCCUACCGAAGAACCCGACACUCCUAGCAAAUCCCUACCCACACCAAAGGCGACCCCCAAGUCUUCUAAGAAGAAAGACAGCACUGGCCCUCGCCAGCUAAAAGGCAAGAGUCAAGCUAUCGCGAUCCCUACUUCUUGGGACAAUGCUACCCAAGCCGAUCGCCUGCUCGUCGAGAUGAAGGAAAAAGGUGAAAAAUGGGAGAAGAUCCGUGAGAUGUGGAAGACGGAGACUGGCGAGGAUAGUGGUAAUAGCACUCUACCAAACCGCUACAACCGCAUCAAAUGCAACAUGAUGCGCCUUAAGCCAGGUCACGACAAGACGCUCCUACGCACUGAACGCAACAUUGCCGACGAUCACCAGAAGCGACAAGAACAGCUGUUCCGUGACUUUGAGCGUCAGAAAGUCGAGUUCGAAGCUAAUCUCGAAAAGCAGAAGCGUGAGCUCGAGGCUUCAAAGUGGUCGACGAUUGCGGAAACAAUUAGGAAGGAGACCGGGGAGCGCUAUAUGGAACCAUUCCUGAUGAAGCAAUGGAAGCUGCUUAGUAAAGGCGAGGCUGUUGAGCUUGCUGUCGAUGUCGAUGACAAUGCUGAUGAGAAGGUGGCUAACGGGAUCAUUACGGUGAAGGAAGAAGAGGAGGAAGGUCAGGACGAAGAAGACGAGGUGAUGGAGGGAUGA
Messenger RNA from Bacidia gigantensis, 975 nucleotides. RefSeq lists its product as uncharacterized. Bases 1 to 975 code for a protein of 324 amino acids. The record is from RefSeq and is a predicted model, not a curated record. NCBI's taxonomy places the organism in Eukaryota, Fungi, Ascomycota, Lecanoromycetes, Lecanorales, Ramalinaceae. The transcript has 5 exons.